AUGGCAAACCUUUUGAAGAAGAUGUUAACUCUGUUACAGAGCAAAUUCGAAAAGAAAGAGGAGAAAGACCAUAGGGAUGAUGAGGAUGCAAAGAGGAUUUGGGAGUCACUUUCGGAAGAUAUAUUAGGCGAAAUUAUCCGCAAAUUAAGUUUACGUGAUGCUCUUAGUAUGAGUAGGACUUGCAUGUCAGGGAGAUCUGCAUUGCAAAACAAUGUCCAAAACAUUGUCAUCUUCCCGUGGAUGAUGUUACCUUAUGAAAGGGAAACCAAUUGUGUGAGAUUCUUUGAUUUGUGUGGAGGCUUUCUUUAUAAAUUCAACCUCCCCAAGAAAUUAGGAAGAGUCCAUUGGUGUUUUGGAUCUUCCAAAGGUUGGCUUAUAAUUGCUAAUGGCCCUCAACGCAAUCCCCGAAGUUUUCUCUUCAAUCCAAUCUCAGGUAUACAUAUUCAGUUACCUCCUCUCACGACAAUUCCAUCUUUUCAAACUUACCUAACUCACCAAUCUGAAUUGAAAGUUUCACGAGAUAUUGAUCACUUUUUUGUUAAAUUCGAAUUAUCAUCGACAGAUUCUACGAAUGUUAUAGUUGCAGGAAUCAUGUUUCCAUAUGAUAAGUUGGCAAUUUGCAGGCCAAAAGACAAGAGUUGGACUAUCUGGGAUUAUGAUACUUAUUUACGAGACAUCCUAUAUUCUAAUGGAAUAUUGCAUGCUUUGAUCCACACAGAAUUACAUUUUCUUGAAACACAUCCAUUGAGGGUAGGGGAUGAGGAUGUUAUUCUCAAAAUAUUAUCAGUCCCUUGUCCUGAUAUCCAACAAUAUAAUGAAAUUGAAUUUGAAUUAGGAUCAACAGCGGUUUGUGGAGGGGUUGAGUCAUAUUUGGUGGAGUCCAAAGGUGAAAUUUUACUUGUUCAAAAGAUGCUUGAACAUACAGCUACUCAAAUAGACUACUAUGAUCAUUAUGAUACUAGGUGUCUAUUUAAUUAUGACUCAACUCGUGGAUUUUAUGUGUUGAAGAUUGGUUAUCCUACUAUCGCAUCCAUCGAUACGACUGGGUUAAAUAGCUUGGAUGAUCAAAUAUUAUUUGUGUCACAACACAGUUCAUACAUUCUAGAUAGAAAUCUCAACUACUUGGAAGGGAAUUGCAUUUUCUUUUUGGAUGAGAAUGGUCAUGUUUACGAGGAAGAUUAUGAUCUGGGAGGAAAUCUUCUAUUUUGUGAACCACAUCCCUCUCGCGAAUCGGAUCUCCCAAGGCCUUUUGCAUUGCCUUUUUCGCCGCCUUCCUUGAGGCCAGGAAUGUGUUUCUUUGUUGGUGUUGACUGUGGUUCAAUGUGUGUCUUUGUUGGUGUUGACUGUGGUUCAAGUCUUCAGGAAAAAAUACUUAGCUACUGUGGCUUUGUUGAUGGUGUAGUUGGUAUACUGAAUAAUUGA
Messenger RNA from Pistacia vera, 1422 nucleotides. RefSeq lists its product as uncharacterized. The transcript has 3 exons. Bases 1 to 1422 code for a protein of 473 amino acids. The record is from RefSeq and is a predicted model, not a curated record. Lineage: Eukaryota; Viridiplantae; Streptophyta; Magnoliopsida; Sapindales; Anacardiaceae.